GGCAGGUGGCUUGCCGCGUACACGAUGAUCUUUGUGUGAUCCACCAACACCCCGACAGAGAACGCGGGCACCACCCAGCGAUCUAAACUACGUAAUAGUAUGUGCCCUAAUGUAUCCUGUGUGCGAUAUUUGGUGCGCAUUAUAGCCCUCCGACGUGCCUGGCUUGUUCGCUACUCGUGGUUGUUGCGGGCGCGACCCGCAGCCGUAACGCCGCUCGUCAACCUGUAGAUCGCGUCCGCGCUGUUCGCCGUCAAAUUCUCAUCCCGACCGCCGCCAAAUAUGCGUGCGGAAGCGUGGCGCUCAACAUGCGGGGAGAGGCUCUCAACUCGUCGUCCUGCACGCCCACCCACAUCACCGCACCUCCUCCUCCUCCUCUCCCUCCUCCUCCUGCUCCUCCUGCAGUGCCGCCACCCCCUCCUCUGCCUUCCCCUCCUUCCAUGAGCUUCUUUUGAGGGAAGACAGCCCGCGUCGCCUGGAGCCCCCUUCGUUGAAAUAAAGAAAACUAAAUGAAAAAUACAAAUAAAUAAAAUCUGCCGACACUUACGGAAUGUUUUAGGAUUGGGGUAAAACGCGUUUGAUUGCCGAUUCGGAAAUCGAUCGCGCGCUUCUCGUUUUUGAAGUGAAUGAGCAGCAAGUCAUGAGCUGCUCUGACAACAACUGAUCGGUUCCUGUGGUCGAGGUUCUGCGCAGUCGAGUGCCGUGUUUUGUGGUUUGUAGAGCGCAAACAAGAUGGUGCGUGUGCGCCUGAUCAUCCUGGUCUUGGGCUGCAUCGCCUCGUUCCGCUCGGCCACCGCUUGCCCGGAGCCCUGCAAAUGCCUGGACAAGUUCGUGCACCAAAUUGCCAACUGCGCCUACAAGCAGCUGGAGACGGUGCCAAAGGGGCUGCCCGCGAACAUAACCUCGCUCAGCUUAUCCGCGAACCGCCUGCGUAGCCUAUCACGAGACGCCUUCGAGGAGAUUCCGCUCAUGAGUUCCCUGUGGCUGUCCCACAACGAGCUGGUGAGCAUCGAGAAGGGUACCCUGGCCGGCCUGGUGCAGCUGCGCAACCUCGACCUGAGCAACAACCAGCUGGCCGACUUCUCGUGGGAGGACCUGCGCAACCUGACGGCGCUCCAGGUGCUCAAGCUGAACAACAACAAUCUGGCGCGCCUUCCUCGCGACGCAUUCGAGACGCUGACCGACCUGCGAUCGCUGCGUCUCCACAACAACCUGUUCGCCACCAUCGAGGAAGGCACCUUUGAGAACCUGCACGCCCUCUCGCACCUGCUUCUCUACGAGAACCCUUUGCGGUGCUCGUGCAAGGCGCGCUGGCUUCCGGCGUGGCUCAACACCACCUCGAUCGACAUCCCCAGCAAGGAGAAGAUCGCGUGCGCCGAGCCGGACGAGCUGAAGGGGCAAGCCGUGCAGCAGAUGCCCGACGUCGAGUGCGUGGCUCCCACCGUGCGGCUCACCAGCAGCCCGGACGUGCGCGAGACUCGCCUCUACCCGGACUUCGCGGUGGUCCUCGAUUGCCAGGCCGAUGGCCUCCCCGCGCCCACCGUCUCGUGGAAGCUGCGCAAGGACGGUGGCGAAGUCGACCUGGGGGUCUUCGACGAGGAAAAGGUCCCCGAGGAAGCGGCCGUCGAGACCAACGACGUGCUGGACAAGCGCGUGAUGGCCUUCAGGAACGGGACGCUGCUCAUCCCGCAGUUGAGCGAGAGCGAGGAAGGCGCCUACACCUGCGUGGCGACCAACGACAUGGGGGAGAGCUCGGCGAGCGCUCGCAUCACGCUGGCGCAGCGCGGCGGCUACGAACGCGGCAAGGCCAAAGUCAACCCGCUCCUCGUCCCGGGAACGUCGAAGAAACGCAAGUACGCCUCGUCUCAAGCGAGCAUCACCGACAAGAAAGGCGCCGGGAAGGAUCGCGCCGGCGGCUUCGUCGAGAGGAACGACGUGUCCGCCCACGGCGACAGCGACGACGACUACGACUAUAACGAACACGGCGCGCCCUUCCCGACCCCGGUGAACACGGCGUGCGCGCUCAAGCACGCGGGGGGUUCCCCGCUCGAGCAGGCGCUGAAUGGGACCCCCGUGCCGGCGUUUGGCUACGAGCAGCGGCACCGCUUCGAGUUCGGGGUGAUCGCCCUCGAGGUGUCCGACACGGACGCGCGUGUCCAGCUCACCCCAGUGCCGCGCGGCGGCGACACCAAGCGCGCGCUGCCUGUGCGCCAGGGCGACAGGGGUUGGUCGGCCCUCAAGCAGCAGCAACAGCAGCAGCAACAGCAGCAGAGCAAGCAGCAGGCGAACGGCAACCUGGGUGCCGCGGCGAAAUUCGAGAUGAUGUACCUGUGCACGGGCGACGCGCCUGACUCGUCGCCCGUGCAGUGGUCGCUGGUGCAGAGCGAGGUGCACUUCUACCGCUUCCACGGCCUCAAGCCCGGCACGCAGUACACGCUGUGUCUGAGCCACGCCGGACAGUCGUGCGAAGUGCAGGUGCCCUUCGAGACGCGCAAGCGCAUCCCGUCGCUGCUCAUCAUGGUGGUGGUGAGCUCCUUCCUGCUGGGCCUCGCCACCAUCCCGCUGCUGGGCGCCGCCUGCUGCCACCUGGUCUACCAGUACCGCGCCAAGACGUACAAGCCCAUGGAGAAGCCGCAGCAGCAGCAGCAGGAGAAGACGGGCAACGGAGGCGGCGUGGCGCAGGCGGCCGCGCGGGUGGUGGCCGGCGACCAGCGGGUUGUGCACUGCGCGCAGCGGGACUCGAUGUGCGACUCCAUCGGAGAAGUGGGCGACCACGCGAGCCUCCAGCCCAGCGAGGAGGAGGCGUCCAUCGCGCCCGCGGGGUGCAAGGACGAUGCCGUCCAGUUCGACCUCGAGUCGGAGUGCAGCGAUCGCCUCCCGCUGGGCGCCGAGGCCGUGAACAUCGCGCAGGAGAUCAACGGCAACUACAAGCACCCGGCUCGCUGAGACGCGAGAGGCGACUCGGUGGCGUAGCGCGGUUGGGCAUUGGGGCCGUGGUGCAGAGGAAAGAAAUGGGGGGGGGGGUGGGGAGCCCCCUGUUCAAUAUUUACCCCUCGUUCAUCCGACGCAUGGGCACCUCCGCCCCUAUACUCAUAGGGCCCGUGUGCAGUUGCACCGCCGGCACACUCGAUGGUAGCUACGCCGCUGACCCGACCGUCUCCGCUCUGGUUCCCCUCUGAUGAUGUUGUUGUUGUUUAAGAUCGCGCGAAUGGUCUUUUUAAGCAAACAAACACUUUUUUGUUUGUGUCCUUUACGGUAUUCAAAUUAAGAUACGCACACAUAUAUGCACCACAUACUUUAUCAAUCGGAUUUGAAGCUUUCGUGACUGCAGGAAUCCAUACACUUUGGUUCUUUCGGUAAAGUCACGUAGGUAUAAAAUAAAAUAAAAUACGUGACUUUACCGAAAGAACCAAAGAAUAUUUAUCAAUCGGCUUUGCCAUGUGUCUCAAAAGGUGACGAUAAUUCGAGUGUACGUAGCGGCUUUACACCCCCCCCCCCCCCCCCAGCCCAUAUCAACCCUCGUAGACGGCACAGCUGGAACCAAAACACCAAGGGGCGAGCAAAGCGAUAGAAUAAUAAUAAUAAUACGACUCGGGCCGAUUCGGCAGCGGCGCGACGCGACACACCACACACACUCGGGUGCAUCGAGGCGACAUCACGCGUUCCAAUUCGUAGUCCACUUCAAUUUGAAUGAAUGUGCGGUGAAGCCCUCUGCCAAUCCUCUUCUGGGUGAGCGGGUCCAGGACCGGUUCCGCUAACGGUCGUCAUCGAUGUCGUUCGGACGUGUGGUCGAGAAUCGACCUCGGGCGGAGUUUCACAGCGCUGCGCACUAACCAAACCACUGCGCCACCGCUCCAUCCAAACGCAUUGCUAUUGAAGGGUAUACGUUACAGCCUAGUUAUAAGAGGUGUAGGCGACAGUAACAAAACUAAACUCAUGGCUUGAUGCUGAGUUCUUGACCUGUUUUUAAAGAGUACUUGUGGUCUGGCUGGAUUGUAUGCAUUGGGGGCACAAACCGCCUCUCGUUGCAUGUCGAUCACGACCCAAUCGAGGCACGCACCGGUCACUUUACCUGCCAUGAACAACAGCGCAGGUUCUUCACCAGUUUGCUACGCGUGGCAGUCAUGUCGCAAAAGCGUCCGUGUUUUUUUUUUACUACCUACAUCAGAUUUCAGUUUUUUGUCCAAUGGACACAUAUGAUCUUGAUUUGAAGCUUUCGUGACUGCAGGGAUCCAUACUCUUUGGUUCCUUCGGUAAAGUCACGUAGGUGUAAAAUAAAGAGUAUGGACACACAUGCUGAAGAUUUCUGUUUUUGCCACUUGUAUUUUCCAGCGGAUGUGACGGAACGUAUUUGUUGAACUUCUUUCGCACCGUACGUAGCCAGCCUUCCAUCGUACGUAGGUGCGAUGGAGGGAAAACAAACCAAACCUUAACAGCAGUUCAAAAUAAAUGAGUUUUCAAUCUCGAUCAUUUAAAAGUGCAUAGCUCCAGUGGCUUCCUAAUAUCGGAAGGAAGAGCGAUUCCAGACGGCCGCAGAAGCGCAUCUGAAAGCGUGAGAUGCCGUGACCGUCUAUUGAACGCUCCCUGUGUAGUUAAGUGCGCGCGGCUGUCGUUUGGAAAUAUUUAAUUCAGUCAUGGAAUAAUUUUCGCCCCUCCCCUACCUAAAACCCUUCCAUUACCUUGAGAACAGGGCGGAGGGGAGGGGGUGGGGGGGUUAUUUUCCAGAGCUCAGCCCCGGUUGAAAUGAAUCCCUUGGUCUGUAACGUAGCUUAACGCUGUGGCUUUAGCGAUGUACGCAACGUAGUCUCAGGAGUGACAUUCGUGAAACACUCAACACAGGGUUGACUGGCGUUGCUUGUUUCGAAUUGCGCUGUGCUCUAGAUGUCAUCCGUUUUUCAGGUUAAAGUACGUGGCUCUGUGCAUUCAAGGCAGAUUAUAUAUACAGUAUAUAUAUAAGCCGACAGUUCAGUGUCAUGUCUUUUUUCCUAUUAGCACUUUCGAUGCCUUGACAAGCUAUAGUGAACAACAUGCUAUGUUGUGAAGCAUAACAUUGAGAAAAAAAUGUACGAUAACGUCAGUCUAUAAACAUUUGUACUAGUUCUGUUAGA
Lethenteron reissneri (Far Eastern brook lamprey) is the source of this 5105-nucleotide messenger RNA. Its product is annotated as immunoglobulin superfamily containing leucine-rich repeat protein 2-like. The record is from RefSeq and is a predicted model, not a curated record. Gene Ontology annotation, molecular function: protein binding. Lineage: Eukaryota; Metazoa; Chordata; Hyperoartia; Petromyzontiformes; Petromyzontidae.